Molecule: messenger RNA, 1907 nt
Organism: Photinus pyralis (common eastern firefly)
Lineage: Eukaryota; Metazoa; Arthropoda; Insecta; Coleoptera; Lampyridae
Exons: 10
Coding region: 399-1907 (502 amino acids)
Source: RefSeq, a predicted model, not a curated record
UUCAAAAAUAGGCACGCACAAUUCGAAGUCACUUCAUAUACGACGUUGUCACUUCAAGAAUGUGAAGUGACAACGUUUUGCGUUGUUUUCGCGCCAUGACGUCACUAAACACCAUUAUCCGACAUUUGCCGAAACCGAAGUUUGAAGUCACAUCGCCAACUUGGUACCAAAAAAAAUCUUUUUUAGUUGUGGCGUAUAUCGAAGUCGCCACUGUCGUAUAUAUGAUAAAUUACGGACCACACGAAAUCACUUCAACGCGUAUUUAGCGAAAUUUUCCGUGAAGUCACUUCAUCGAGAGUAGGACAUUUGACAACGACGCAUUUAUUCUCAAACCGUUAGCGUGAAGUGAAGACGUGCACAUUUUUACGUUCUUUUUUAUACAUUUGGUCUUUGAAAACAUGAAUUCCAGAACGAAGAAAAUUUUUCACAAAGCAAUGGGAAUUUCUAAGCAAUAUUUACCACCGGCUAGGAAUACUGACAAAAUGGAAAUAACUAGAGGAAUUUCUAAGCAAUAUUUACCACCGGCUAGGAAUACUGACAAAAUGGAUAUAACUAGAGAUUGGAUCGAAAAUAGUUUUCAUUUAGAUGCUGCUGUUCCUUUAGAACCACCUAAAAAUACACAAACAACAAAUGAUAAUAAAAGUAAUUCUUCUCCAGAAUUAGGAGCUGACGUUAAUAUACCUGAAAUCAAUGACGAAAUUCGCAUACAAAGUGGCUGUUGUGAACUCAAAAGCUGUGAUUGCAGUCUUAUAUCCGGAACACCUAGCAAUACCCUAACUAGUGAGCAUUCAUCGCCAUUUUGCAUUGACCGGCGUCGAAGUAAGACAAAUAAAAUAUCUCCAAUACUUACUGGUGAUAUAGAUAAAUCCGAUACUAUAAAUCCUAGUUUUGGAACAAACAAUAUUGUUGAUACAAACCUCGAUACUAACACAGGAACCGAAUUUGAUAUUUUGCUUGGUUUAUCCCAAUGUCACUCAAUGCAAAACAAUAUAACUCCAAACACUGAUCAUUUUAACUACAUUUCUGGAGAUUCUAUUUUGGUAACGAACAAUAUAGUCGAUAUUAACACAGGAACGGAAUAUGAUACUUUAUCUGCCUCUUUGCAAUUGCACCCAAUAGAAAACAAUAUAAACACAAACACUGAUCAGCAUAAAUAUAUUUCUGGAGAUUCCGAUGAUAGCCGAGAUAGAGACUACGUGUGUGAAAGUGAUUUGACGUCAGAAAGCUCCCAGUCUUCUGCUACCAAGGAUUCCGAAAACGAAGUUAUAGACAUAAUGGAAACUGAAAAAGAAAAUUUUAUUCCUAGAAAAUCUAAGGAAAAAAUAAAGGAUAAAGCGAAAAGUAAAAACGAUCAUUUUUCCAAUACAGAAGCGCAAAGUCGAGUGUUCAACAUUGAUGAACUAAUAAAACAAAAAAGAAAUGUCAAUGACAAAAAGCAAGUUUUAUGUAAAUAUUGCAAAUGCAAAAUUGCCACAAAAAAUUUCGCAAGGCAUUUGGAAUCGCACCAUAGAGAUGAAAACGAAGUCAAAAAGAUGUUACAGUAUCCUCGCAAAAGUAAAGAAAGGAGACAAGCUUUCAGUUUGUUUAGGAAUCAUACUAACUUUGAUCAGUAUAUUGAAGGCGUGAUUUGUCCAUAUCGCGAAACAAUAAAAAAAAAUUCUUUGACAUAUUACCCUUGCAUAUACUGCAAAGGAGUUUUUCAAAAAGAGUAUCUAAAACGCCACUCGAAGUUAUGUGUUAUGCAAAACAGUAGAAAAGAGUUAUCUAGCAAUGGACGAAAUUAUUAUAUUACUAACUCCCAAACUGCAAUUGCGUGUGCCAUGGAUACCACAAACGUAAUCUCAAGAUUAAAUGUAAAGGAACUGGUAUUUUCUAUCAUGAAAGGAGAUGAGAUAUCCUUACUCUAG